Molecule: messenger RNA, 3787 nt
Organism: Plectropomus leopardus (leopard coralgrouper)
Lineage: Eukaryota; Metazoa; Chordata; Actinopteri; Perciformes; Serranidae
Gene: nrbp1
Product: nuclear receptor binding protein 1
Biological process (GO): protein phosphorylation
Molecular function (GO): ATP binding; protein kinase activity
Source: RefSeq, a predicted model, not a curated record
CAUCUGGAAGUUGUCGCCAUCAUAUCUGGCUAAGUGUGUAGCUAGCCUUCAAGUCAGUCAGCCGCUGUUGUUCGGGGUUAUAAAGUCAUUGAUCUCAUUAACCCCUUUUUGUUUCUUCUGUCGACUACCAGUGAGCUGCUGUGAUGUUAUUAAUCAGUGAACGCCUCUAGGACGGGCGCUGUUGUCAUAUUGUGUAGUUUCCUCACAUUAGCAGUGGCUAAUUUUGUGAGCACACAUUAGCCGGAGUCUUGAGAAGCAGCGAGGGGCGGUGGGCUGCAAACACCGUCGCUAGCUCGCAAGUUAGCUGGCUAGCAAGUAAAAACAUAUAGCGGCGUUUAGUGUUAAAGUGAAGAAAGCAGCGGCUGUGGAUGUUACAUGCUCGCCGGUUGAGUCAGCGGUGCAUCUUAGCCAAGGAGCUAGCAGCGUCAUAAAGCUAGCUGCAGAGAAGCGAAGAUUUUUUGUAGCUAACAAAGCUAACCAAAGAAGCUGGGUUUGGUCUGCGACGACUGGAGUCUGCUAAACUGGAGCUGGCAUCGUCACAUUUCCUGUCUUCAAAACCUGGCUGUUUGGCCUGACAACUAAGAAGAUGUCUGAGGGAGAGAACAAACAGGCCUCGGACACUGCCCAGGAAGUGAAGGCAGAGUCUGUGGCAGCUGCAUCCACAGGUCAAGGAGUGUCAUCUGUGUCUCCCCCUGUGUCCAUGGUGACCCAGCCUCCGGCUACUGCUGCCACAGAGGAUGAGGAAGAGGAGAGCGAAGAUGAGUCGGAGAUUUUGGAGGAAAGCCCUUGUGGACGCUGGCAGAAGCGCAGAGAAGAGGUGAAUCAGCGCAACGUCCCCGGGAUCGAUAAUGCUUACUUGGCUAUGGACACAGAGGAAGGAGUUGAGGUGGUGUGGAAUGAGGUCAUGUUCUCGGAGAGGAAGAACUUCAAACUACAGGAGGAAAAAGUCAAAGCAGUUUUUGACAAUUUGAUUCAACUGGAGCAUUUGAACAUUGUGAAGUUCCAUAAGUACUGGGCAGAUGUCAAAGAGAACAGAGCGAGGGUCAUUUUCAUUACUGAGUACAUGUCUUCAGGAAGUCUCAAACAGUUCUUGAAAAAGACAAAGAAAAAUCACAAGACCAUGAAUGAAAAGGCCUGGAAGCGCUGGUGCACACAAAUACUGUCUGCUCUCAGCUAUCUGCAUUCCUGUGAACCUCCCAUCAUUCAUGGCAAUCUGACCUGUGACACCAUCUUCAUCCAGCACAAUGGCCUCAUCAAGAUUGGCUCAGUUGCUCCAGACACCAUCAAUAACCAUGUGAAAACCUGUCGGGAAGAGCAGAAGAGCCUUCACUUCUUUGCUCCAGAAUAUGGAGCUGUUGCCAAUGUUACCACAGCCGUGGAUAUCUAUUCCUUUGGAAUGUGCGCCUUAGAGAUGGCUGUGUUGGAAAUCCAGAGUAAUGGAGAUUCGUCUUAUGUGUCCCAAGAAGCCAUAAACAGUGCCAUUCAGUCCCUGGAGGACCCACUGCAGCGGGAAUUUAUUCAGAAAUGUCUGGAGUUGGACCCCAGUAAGCGACCCACAGCUAAGGAGUUGUUGUUUCACCAGGCCUUGUUUGAGGUGCCCUUACUCAAGCUGCUGGCUGCACACUGCAUUGUCAGCCACCAACAUAUGAUUCCAGAAAAUGCUUUAGAAGAGAUGACAAAGAACAUGGACCCUAAUUUGGUGAUCGUUGAGGCCAAGGAAGGAGUUCAGAUGAAGCUCUCUCAGUUUCCUGCCCUUGAGCUGGACAAGUUCCUGGAAGAUGUAAGGAAUGGGAUCUAUCCUCUGACUGCGUUUGGGAUACCAUGUCCACAACAACCUCAGCAGGAGACGGUGAAGUCGCCCAUAGUGCCGCCCUCAGUUAAAACCCCAACUCCUGAACCUGCAGAGCUUGAGACCAGGAAGGUCCUUCAGAUGCAGUGCAAUAUUGAGCCUGUUGAUGAGGGCACCAAGCAUCACCUGACUCUGCUGUUGAAACUUGAGGAUAAACUGAACAGGCACUUAAGCUGUGAUUUGUUACCAAAUGAGAACGUGCAGGAGCUGGCUGUGGAGCUGGUCCAGCUGGGAUUCAUCAGUGAGGGCGAUCAGCCACGCCUUGCAUCCGUUCUUGAAGAGGCCUUUUCAAAGUUCUACAGCCGGAACGGCUCUCUCAAUCCGGUGACUGUUUCCUCAUAGCGGAGGACUCACUUGGCCUUCUUUCAGCCCUCCUCGUCCUCUUCAACAGGACUAGCUUUUUGCUCCACCUCUGAGUUGCAGGAAAGCUUUGCGAGGUCAGAGGAGGAAGCCUUUGUCUGGUUGCAGAUCCUGCAGCCUGUCGUCGUAUUUUCUGGUGGGAAAAGCUGCCACUAAGUGGUUGUUGCUUUCUAUCUCCUUUUUUUUCUUUCCCACCCAAUACAGCCAUCUGCUUCUCUUUUAAAAGAGAAAAUCCUAGUUGCAACUUAAAGGAAAAUAUAAAUGUUUUCACUUUAUUGGCUUGUUUCUUUACAUUCUCAAGUAUUGAAGAAAGAGGCAAGCUAAAUAAGACUGGAUUACAGCAGUAUUUUCCUUAAGUCAGUAUUAAAACUGUAUUUUAAACAUUUUUACUUAAAACUGUUUAUUAGUUGUCUGUUUAAAACAAUCUUUGUCCUGGCAUACUGAAGUGUAUGUGCUAUGGUGUUGUAAGGUUAAGUCCGGUCCUUUAAACUUUCUCUUGAGCAGCGAGUGAGGCAUCUUCUACCUUGUAUCAGUUUUCGAAGGCUCUUGAAUGCAUCAAGCUAGCAACGCAACAGAUGUUUCAUCACCUUUUACUUCAAACUUCUGCCAUUAUACAAAGUAGUCGUGAAAUAAGCAGCUGCAACACAUUCGGAAGAGUUACAGCUAAAAUCUAUAAAAAAAAAAAAGUCAAACUAUUUAUUUGUGUAUUUUUCUUGAGUGUGUUUUGUAAUUCACUUCCAGCACUAAGGUCGAUGGUUGUUUGAAUGUAUGCUUUAUUUGCUCUUUCUUUAAAUCACGCUGUUGUUUUCUAUGAAAAGGGGGUGUCAUCACUUGACUGUGGUCCAACUACUGCUUUUGAUUUCAAAGUAGGCCGUUUCAGUACAUAGUAAUGAGGGCUUGGUCUUUUGGUGGAGAGGUUGGUUAGAUCCAUGUGAAGAUGCUUUAAGUGUUAAAGCACAUGGUCUGAUGGAUAUUUGUCAACAGAUGUGGUGAAUGCAUGUAUGCUUUUCUAUGUCUAAAUGGAAACUGAUGCAUGCAACAGGCUUCCCUCUGGUGUUGAUUCAGUUGUCUUUUAACAGCACCAAGUCAUUUAUAAUGCAAAGAACAUUGUGUCAGCUUAGGGCCGUCAAAAUUUAGACUUUGCAGCUCUGAAUCAUUAGUUUCCUUCAGGGCAAAGGCACCCUGCGUGACACCAGAGCUAAAAUUUGCUCUUACCAUGUAGAUAUUCUCGUAUCGGCUCUGACCGACCUUUAUAUGUUAACUGUCUGGGAAUCUUUCUGUUAGUUUGCACUGCUGCACUCUUUUAUAUCUUGUUGAAAAUGUCCUGUGGCCUCUGGCUUUUUCGCAAUAACAGGAAGAUAAAUUGGAAAUGGCAUCAUUUAAACUAGUCAAUGAUCCAGUCUGCUCUAUGCUGUGACUACCUUCUGAAAGGGUCUGUAGAUACUUCGAGAUACAAGUGUGGAACUGCCUGGCAUGCUUGUAACCAUCUUGUACACUGUAUGCUGGACACUGUGCUCUGUUUCUGCAAUGCAUUUACCCCCUUUUUUUCACUCCCUGAAAUAAAUAUGUACACUAUCA